Helianthus annuus (common sunflower) is the source of this 1893-nucleotide messenger RNA. Its product is annotated as aldehyde oxidase GLOX1-like. The record is from RefSeq and is a predicted model, not a curated record. Bases 43 to 1668 code for a protein of 541 amino acids. NCBI's taxonomy places the organism in Eukaryota, Viridiplantae, Streptophyta, Magnoliopsida, Asterales, Asteraceae. The transcript has a single exon.
ACAAUCCAAAAAAAGAAAGAACAAACAUCAACUGGAAAUAUCAUGACCAGCACCCUCCUCUAUCACCAUCUUCUCCUUUCAGUUAUCCUCCUCCUUCAUGCCCCAUUGUGUCCAGCUGCUGCUGGUGGAUCAUGGUCCGUCCUCCUCCCAAGCAUUGGCAUCUCAGCCAUGCACAUGCAGCUCCUUCCCAACGACCGUGUUGUAAUGUAUGAUCGUACCGACUUUGGAAUCUCCAACAUCUCUCUUCCAAAUGGCAAGUGCCGCCCUAACUCCACCGACUGCUCUGCCCACUCCGUCGAGUAUGAUGUCGGUUCCAAUACUAUACGACCGCUCAUGGUGCUCACCAACGUAUGGUGUUCCUCAGGAACAUUAAUGCCUGACGGCAGCUUAGUCCAGACCGGAGGAUGGGCUGAGGGUUACCGUAGGGUCAGGAUUUAUAAAUCAUGUGCCACAUGUGACUGGCAAGAGAUAUCAAAUGGGUUGAACCAACAGAGGUGGUAUGCAACAAAUCACCUAUUGCCUGACGGGCGACAAAUUAUCAUCGGCGGUCGUCAGGCAUUUAACUAUGAAUUCUACCCAAAGAUGUCGGCCACUGAGAACUCUCCCAGCUUUCCGUUUUUGGUCCAGACGAAUGACCCCAAUGUUGAGAAUAAUUUAUACCCAUUUGUGUUUCUCUAUCCAGACGGGAACUUGUUUGUUUUCGCCAAUAACCGUGCCAUUUUAUUCAACUACUCUAAGAACCAAGUUGUCAAGACCUACCCGACAAUGCCCGGCGGGCAACCAAGGAACUACCCGAGCACUGGCUCUGCGGUACUACUCCCUUUGAGAAUGAAAGAGGGGGUUGCCGAAUCCGUUGAAGUGUUGGUUUGUUGGGGCGCGCCCAAAGGAGCAUUUGCUAAUGCAAAUAAUGGAAGAUUUGACGGAGCAUUAGAUACCUGCGGGCGGAUUAGAAUAUCCGACCCCAAUUCUCAGUGGGUCAUGGAAACAAUGCCUUUGGCUCGAGUCAUGGGUGACAUGUUGUUGCUUCCCAACGGCCAUGUCUUGAUCAUCAACGGUGCCUCAGCAGGGGUUGCCGGGUGGGAGCUUGGUAGGAACCCCGUUCUCAGCCCUGUAACUUAUAGACCUGAUAACCAAAUUGGGUCUAGAUUUGAGGUGCAAAAUCCAAGCACAAAACCAAGAGUGUACCAUUCCACAGCGGUCCUACUGCGAGAUGGUCGGGUUCUUGUUGGUGGAAGCAACCCUCACGACAAAUAUGUGUUCACCAACGUGCUUUAUCCAACCGAACUAAGCCUGGAGGCAUUUUCUCCUUCUUAUUUGGAUCCAAGCUCUUCUUCUUCACGCCCCAGGAUUUUAUCACCCAAGACUAAAACUAAGAUACGCUAUGGAAAACGGAUCGCUGUUACAUUUACGGUACCAGGACCUGUAGAUCUGAAUUCGGUCAGCGUGACAAUCGUGUCUCCUUCAUUUAACACACACUCGUUAUCUAUGAAUCAAAGGUUGUUGGUUCUCGACAGCGCUAACUCUACCAAAGCUCUCGGAAGGUCUACCUAUAGAGUAGGUGUGACGGCACCUCCAUCGGGUAACUUUGCACCCGCGGGUCAUUAUCUACUGUAUGUGGUUCAUAAAGAAAUUCCAAGCUCGGGCAUUUGGGUCCGAAUGCAACGAUAAACAUCAUCCAAAGCACUAGUGGUUUUGCUCCCGCAGUUGUUUAUGGUUUAUUUAUUGCAUUUUCAAGUUUUUCCCUUUGGGAACAUUUAUUUGUUGUCGAUAUAUUUCAAUUGUAUAUGUGACCUAAUAAAUUGGCAUAUCGAGAUUGUUUGUUUGCCAAUUCAUGAAAUCGUUACCUCUCCUAUCAACUAAAAGAUCUAAUCAGCAGGUCACAUUUCUAGCGUA